GUCUCUCUUUUCCGGUGUCCGAUCGUGAGAGCACACAGAAACGAACAGAAUUUGCAUACAUAGUUACGUACGCAUGCACUACCGUACGCAAGUGCUACCUAUUUCCACAGACAUGCUAGACCCUGAUAUUUCAUACGGUGCGAAAAACUUCGUCGUUCCUUCAUUUCUUUUACCCAACCAUCUUUCGACGUCGCCACUAAAGAAACCUCAAACUUGCAAGUUUACUUCAACAAAAUCGAGAUAGGUCACAAAAAGAAAGAUGGGCAAGGAAAGAGGAUUGGCGUUUCAGGAGGUGUUGAAAAAUUGGCAAUAUUUGGUGAUUGUGCUUGUACCCAUUAUAUUCUGCUGGGUACCAAUAGUGUUCAACGAUUCGAUUGGCCAUAUGGCCUACUGCAUAAUCAUCAUGGCGCUGUACUGGAUGACCGAGUGUCUGCCCCUGGCUGCCACCGCCCUCCUCCCUAUCCUCCUAUUCCCGCUUUUCGGUAUCCAAAAGUCCUCGGAUGUUUGCAGCAACUACCUUACCGAUACCAACACGGUCUUCUUCGGGGGCUUGAUGGUGGCUGCCGCCGUCGAGCACUGGAACCUCCACAAGCGCAUCGCUCUCAGAGUUCUCAUGCUUGUUGGUGCUAAACCAAGAUGGUUGAUGUUCGGGUUUAUGUCGACCACGGCUUUCUUAUCCAUGUGGAUGAGCAACACGGCGACGACCGCGAUGAUGAUCCCCAUCUCUCAGGCUGUCCUCGACGAACUCAAGUCUAGCGAAAACGAUGAGGAGACAGGCGGUGAUGUCGACAAAAAUGACGAAAAUGGAAGUCCAAUGUAUAAGGGCUCAGAAGAAAAAGAAGAGCAAUGCUCUGAAAAGCCAAUCGAACUCGAUGAAAUCGCAGCUGGUCACAUCGUUGUAGAGCCCGGAUCACUUCCAGUGGAGAUUAAAAAUGCACCGCUGCUCCUCGAGGAGGAGUCCAAAGCUGAUCGGGGCUACCGUCUUCUCUGCAAGGGUAUCACACUCUCCAUUCCUUAUGCAGCCAACAUCGGCGGCACCGCCACAUUAACGGGAACUGGUCCCAAUCUGGUUAUCAGUACCCAGGUUGAAACACUCUUUGGUCCCGAAGCCGGUGUAAACUUUGGAACCUGGAUGAUGUAUGCAUUCCCUGGCAUGGUGAUCUGUCUCCUCAUCUGCUGGGUCUGGCUACAAAUCAUGUACCUCGAUUUCUUUUGUCUUCAGAGGAGUGAUAAGCGUGUCGGCGUAGCACAAGAAGAGAGAGCGAAGAUGGUGAUCAGGAGAAGUUACGCUGCUCUUGGUAAAAUAUCCUUUGCUGAAUGGGCUAUUCUGGGACAUUUUGUAGUCCUGGUCAGUCUGUGGUUGACGAGAGAUCCCAAGUUCGUCAGUGGCUGGUCUGUAGGCUUCAAGAAUGGGUACGUGACGGACGCUACCUCGGUUAUAUUCAUCUCUCUGCUACUCUUUGCCUUCCCAUCAAGGCUGCCCUCAUUCUUGUGUCGAAGAAAGCAAGAUGAUGAUGAUGGAUCAGAAGAUAAGAAACCAGCCAAGAUUCCAACCUUGCUCACGUGGUCUGUCAUACAUGAGAAGAUGGCGUGGAGUGUCAUUAUUCUCCUUGGCGGUGGGUCGGCCCUAGCUGAUGGCUGUAAGGUUUCGGGUCUCUCCGCCUGGUUGGGGGCCCAGUUUUCGGUGUUCUCUGCACUCCCACCUGCAGCCCUGGCCAUUAUCAUCUCGACUGUCGUGGCUACUUUUACGGAGGUUACCAGCAAUACGGCCACCGCUACCAUCUUCCUACCUAUCUUUGCUGAAUUGAGCAAGAGCAUCGGACUCAACCCUCUCUAUCUGAUGCUCCCGGCAGCUAUCGCGUGCUCCUUCGCCUUUAUGCUUCCCGUAGCCACACCGCCUAACGCCAUAGCCUUCGCCCAUGGCAACCUUUCAGUAUUUGAUAUGGUCAAGGCUGGCAUCGUGAUGAACAUCGCAUGCAUCUUUGUAUCGAACCUCAGUCUCAAUACUUUGGGUGUCUGGGUCUUUGAUGUCAAAACCUUCCCUGCCUGGGCUAACAGCACGGUGACAUAAUUGUCUUCGACACCCAGCAUUAAUGACAGAUGUGAUGGCCCGCGAGACCGAACACCCAUUAGACCGACAGGAUACUACACUGACGGCCCACGAGACGAACAGCAAACUAGACCAAGAAUGUUGCUCUCGUAGGCGUUCUAACAACUUUUUUGAGGGCUGUCAGGCCGACAGCCCGCAAGAACAACUGCCUUCGAGACCGAUAUUCUUCUAUCUUCCCUUUGCUGGUCUCGAGUGUGUGUUGUCUGUCUCGUAUGCUGUCGGUCUCUUAGACCUUUUGGUACACUCUUCUUUCCUUUACUUUUUGGAAGUAUUUCGAUAUUUUGUCGGUCUCGUGGGAUGUAAGCCUACUGGGAUUAUCUCUUGACGUCAGAUAUUAUAUAGUUUUCUUGACAUAUUUGGUGACGUUUUUUGACGAAUUUGCCGUGCGGAAUUGUUACAGGUCAUUCAUUCUCACGUUGAGAUCACUCAAAAUGCCAGUCAGAUUUCUGUUCUGUCGUCGAUUAUUAAUUAUUGAUUCAAUUGAUCAUCACCAUUAUGACAAUUAUGACAGUAUAACACAGUGACUCGUGAAUACAUUACAAAGAGCCAUAAUAGCAAUGUCAUAAGAUAGUCACAAAGAUAUGAAGAUCUUGAAAUGCAAUGUAUACAGUUAGAAUGAUUUUUAGCUAGAGAAUCAACUUUUUAUUCUUUCAUAAUUAUAUCUGAAUCAAGUAUCACCUAUACUUGCAUUUAUGCUUAUUUCUAAACAUACAUUAAGAUGUGUAAUUAUAAGUAUAUGUACAUGUUUAUAUCCCAUACGAAUUGAAAAUUUAAAUUUGAUGGAUUGGUUUUGAUGAAUAGAAAUAUGUUUUCAAUUCGUUAAAAUUAACAGAUUUUACUUUGCUUCAUAUAUUUAACAUUUUGUUAAUAAUGGAAUUUAUGGAACUUACCUGUGGUUUUCAAAUACUCGGCUUAUAUGCUUAUGGUAUAGUGAUAUUCGGAAUUAUAAUAAGUUGUUGACUAUCGUUUUCAGUUAAAGAAAAACUAUAUCUUUCCAGUUUAAAAUAUAUGUAAUAGUAUUUUAUGUGCCUUCUGCCUUUAAAUAUAUCAAUCUAUAUUAAGCCUAUUUUCUGUUAUUUUCAAUUUGCUUGCUUGCUAGGUGUGUCUGUUCCAGACAUUGACGAUCAAGGCUUUCCAUCUAUUUCUAUCUCAGGUUCUUUGUAAUGUGACGUUACUUCUGUUACCAGUCAGCCCAAUGAACUUAUCCAUGUAUUUGAUGCGCUGUCUCCCUCCGCUUUUCUUCUCCUUAAUUUUCCUGUCAGUAUUCUGUCUUCUGCACCUCCUCUUCUCAUAAUAUGCCCGAUAUUCUUUACUUUUUCAAUAUACAGGGUAAAAUGAAAUAUUCUAGAGUGUUGUUUAAAAUGUGCAUGAUAUAUGGUGUUUGAGAAAAUAUAUGCCAAAACAAAUUGAAAGGUCUUUAUCACUUAUUCAGCUAAUUGUUCUUACGUGUGUAUUUCAAUUAAUUUCUUUCAAUCCCAUACAUUUAUUCGGAGAAAACGUCUUUAAUUGCAAUAAAAUUUCAAUUUCAAUUCCAAUGAA
Strongylocentrotus purpuratus (purple sea urchin) is the source of this 3649-nucleotide messenger RNA. Its product is annotated as solute carrier family 13 member 5. Gene Ontology annotation, molecular function: transmembrane transporter activity. The coding region runs from base 260 to 2071 and encodes 603 amino acids. Gene Ontology annotation, biological process: monoatomic anion transmembrane transport. The transcript is spliced from 13 exons. Gene Ontology annotation, cellular component: membrane. The record is from RefSeq and is a predicted model, not a curated record. NCBI's taxonomy places the organism in Eukaryota, Metazoa, Echinodermata, Echinoidea, Camarodonta, Strongylocentrotidae.